AUGCGGUUUAUAGCUGUGACGCUGAUUUUUAGAUUGCAGGUCUCUCUGGUCUCUGCACAGGUCCAACCAAUUACUGAUCUUUUCGUCGUCGACCAAGCAUCAUGCGGACAGUAUCUCACUGCUCAAGCAAAUGGCGUUUCUAUACUACAACAGUUGGCAAACGAGGCCGGAGCCAUGGUAGAUGCCGCUCGUCAAAUUUUCGAAUCUGGUAGUGGUCUCAACAGCCCCCCUAUUUCAUCGUGCGAGGCAUAUUUGUAUGGCAUGUUCGGUAUUCGCCCAAAUGAUGGAUUACUAUACGAUAUGGACACGGUGUUGGUGAACACACAUGAGUUUCUAUUCGGCGGUACACAGCCUCCCGGGAAUACAUACAAAACCCACCUCUUCUGCAAUGACGACGCUUUUCUCAAGCGGAGCGCCCGACAACAAGCCGUUCAACUCAACGGACAGCCAGCAACUCUAAACGGACAAGCCGUGUCUGUAGAGUCUCUAUAUGCCGGUCCCAUUGCCGAUAACACGGAAAACGGGGUCUAUCCCGACAUAUUCCUUUUGCAACUUCCGGCCAGCGGAAACCAGGCCGCCAUGUGGCAGUACUACUUCUUCAGGGCUUUCGAUGGCCAAAAGAUUUGCUCUGGAGGCGUCCGCGCCGAGACUUUCAAAGCCUACAUAAAUCAAACCCCGGUCCCAGUUGUAGUGUUAUGCCCAGCGAGUUUCACAGGCGGCAGAACGGACACUCUUGGAGGAAUAGCACCAGAACCAGAUCCCCCGAAUCAACAAGCCGUACAGGCCGUCAGUGAUGUCCGGCCAAAUUCCCUGACCUUCCUACAUGAGCUUUUUCACUUGUGCCCGUGGGACCCAACAACAAAAAGCCUUGAUGUUAUAGAUAAUAGUUACAACGGCGGUGAUGCUUAUGAUGUAUGGGACAUCCUCACUUAUCCCCCAGCAGAAUCGACUAUCAAUGCCCAAAAUUAUGCGUUUUUCUCGCUAGCGGCCUGGUAUACACUGAACAAGCGUGUGCCGGAUCCAAGGGGCAAUGGCCAGACAGUGCUAAUCACUUAUGCCAAUGGCGACUGUGACUACAUUCGAGGACCUUAG
Trichoderma gamsii is the source of this 1092-nucleotide messenger RNA. RefSeq lists its product as hypothetical. Gene Ontology annotation, molecular function: metallopeptidase activity. Lineage: Eukaryota; Fungi; Ascomycota; Sordariomycetes; Hypocreales; Hypocreaceae. The record is from RefSeq and is a predicted model, not a curated record. The transcript is spliced from 5 exons. Bases 1 to 1092 code for a protein of 363 amino acids.